AUGGAUCAAAUCAUAAGUAAUUAUUUUACAAAAUCAACUCAAAUAAUUAUAACUUCAAGAUCUAAACAACAUCAGUAUGAAUCAAAAAUUAAUAAAUGGUUUAAUACAUAUUUAUCAAAUAAAGUUCAAACAACAACAACAACAAGUCCACAACUAUCUAAGGAUAAUAAAGGUUUACUAUCUCCUAUCAUAAUUGAAAUUUAUUUGGAUCUUAAAAAUGUAUCCUUUGAUGAUUUAAACACGGUACUAAAAUUAUAUUAUAAUGAUAAAGAAUAUGAUAUAAUUAGUAAUUCAAUAAAUUCCAAUAAACGUGAAAUAAUGUUAGAAAGAUGGUUAAUAGAGUUUGAUCAAUUUGAAACUAGUAAUAAAGAGGGUUCACCAUCUAUAGAUGAAAUUCCAAUAAUUUAUAAACAUAUAAUAAUAUUGUUGAGAAGUAUUUAUGGAUUUAGUAGAGCUAUGAAAGCUUUUACGUUACUCAAGAAGACAAAUUUAAAUAUAAAAGGUUCAAUAUUAAAUAAUAAUAGUAAACCAGUUACAUCAAAACAAAGAAUUGGAUUAAGUAAAAAAUUAAUACUGGAUGAUACUGUUCAAGAAUUGAAACAAAAAAAUUUCAAACCAAUUAUAACUUCAAAUGGUACUUUUAAAAUAAGUGUUGCUUGUAGGUCAUUAUGUGAUUUUAGAAUUGUUGAAGGUGAAAGAAUUAAAGAAACUAUAUCAUCAUCAAAUUCUCCACAACGUAGUAUCCCCCCACCACCACAACAACAACACAGUUUUAGCAGAGAAUCUUCAAUCUCAUAUAUUCCACCAAUUGAAACUUCAAUUUCAAAUCAAUCAAUACGUACUCCAACUCCAAUUUUUUCCAGUUCAUUUGGUUCAAGAAUGAAAAAACAACAUUCUUCAUCACAACAAAUGGUUCAAAGUACAAGUAUACCAAGUAAUUUAUCAUCUGAAGAUGAUGAUAUAAAUGAUUUCGUAAGAAUGAUUGAUUCAAAACUGGAUUUAAGAUUAGGAAAUGCGAGUAAUACAAUUUCAGAUACUAGUUCAUCAUUAAAUCGUUAUCAAUUAAUGAAAUUUCAACAUCAACAAGUUUCUGAUUCAGUUUCACAAUCAAUCAUUUUACAACAUGGUAAUAAUCCAAAUACUAUAAGUCUGAGAAAAUCAAGUUUAAAUUCAACGCCAAAUUCUUUUGAUAAAUAUAAAAAUGAUUCAAAAUUUUUUAUUAAAUCAAGAUCAACAAGUUCAAAUUUAGUACAUCAACCACCACAAAAUUCAACACCAACAAAUUCAUUAAUUCCACAUUCAAGUUCAAUUAUAACAAAUUUAAAUAGAACAAAUUCAAGUAAAAUUGUAAAUAAUGCAAAUUCAUCUAGUUCAAAUAUUGUUCAACAACAGCAACAACAACAACAACAACAACAACAACAACAUCAACAACAACAACAACAACAACAACAACAACAACAACAACAACAACAACAACAACAACAACAACAACAACAACAACAACAACAGCAACAACAACAACAACAAUUAUCACCAACAUCUUCAAUUCAUCCAGCAUCAACAUUGAAAAGUACAGUUACUCCAACUGCUGCAACUACUACUACAACAGUUGUAGUUAGUGGUUUAGCUACUACUCCAUCCGUUUAUGAUUAUAAAAGAGCAGAUCCAAAAUAUGAAAAUGUAUUUGAUGAUGAGGAAGAAGAUGAAGAAGAUAGUCAACAUAAAAGAGAUAAUGAUGAUGAUAGUAAUAAAAACAGAAAUUCAAUUGUAAAUACAAAUAUUAAUAAUUAUAAUACUAAUAAUGAUGAUGAUGAUGAUUUGUUAUUCACUAUGAGUGAUAUGAAUUUAAAAUAA
This is a messenger RNA of Insectozyma verbasci, 1854 nucleotides long. The record is from the annotation of a GenBank genome assembly. Lineage: Eukaryota; Fungi; Ascomycota; Pichiomycetes; Serinales; Debaryomycetaceae.